This is a messenger RNA of Chrysochloris asiatica (Cape golden mole), 3930 nucleotides long. RefSeq names its product zinc finger, CCHC domain containing 2 (gene ZCCHC2). Gene Ontology annotation, molecular function: nucleic acid binding; zinc ion binding; phosphatidylinositol binding. The transcript has 16 exons. Bases 1 to 3930 code for a protein of 1309 amino acids. NCBI's taxonomy places the organism in Eukaryota, Metazoa, Chordata, Mammalia, Afrosoricida, Chrysochloridae. The record is from RefSeq and is a predicted model, not a curated record.
AUGCAGCCGUUAGCCUGGGCGCCCGCCAGCGUCACCUCUGGGUGGCGGCGCGGUGGCAUUCUCCGGGUCGCGCCCGCAAUGCGCCCCCGGUCGCCGAUGCGUCUGCAGCUCCGCCCGGGCCGCCUGCGCCCAGGGCGCGGGGACCUGCGGACGGCGAGGCCGGGCGCCUGGACCCGAGGACAGGAGCACGCAGCACUGGUCCCAGGGAGUGUUCCGGAUCCCGCACCCGGGGAUCUGCUGCGGAAAGAAGGGACGGGGCGUUCGGGAAGGUGCAGUGGGCUCGGCCUCCCCUCGCGCGGCCUCGUGCUUCAGGCUCACCUCGCCGCGUCCUCCGCUCGCCGGGUCGCCGCGGCCUCUAGGAGCGCGCGGGAGCAGCCGGGAGGGUGUCGCCGGGCAGCCGCUGGGCGUGGCUUCUCGGACAGGGGCGGCCCCUUGGGGCGGGGAGACCGACGUCACUGCCGGCGAGGCGCGCUAAUUGGCCGGGGCUUAGUGCGCGGAGCCCGCAAGCGUCUCCUCCCGUCCGGAUGCUCCUCCUCUCCCGCCGCUCGUCGGCACCGGCUCGCGAGGAAACCGCUUCGGAGCCACCGCCUGGCCCAGUGCGAACGACCGAGAGAGGAGGCGGAAGGAGGACCCCUCGCUCACUUGCUCGUACUGCGCCGGAGCCCCGGAGCCGGCACGGAGCCAGGGGGAGGAGCCGCCGCGAUUCGCCCCCAAGAGCGCGUGUACGAGUGGUUCGGGCUGGAGCUGGGCUCGGCGCAGCGCCUGGAGUUCCUCUGCGGGCUGCUGGACUUGUGCAAUCCGCUGGAGCUGCGCUUCCUCGGCUCGUGCCUCGAGGACCUGGCGCGCAAGGACUACCACUACCUGCGCGACUCGGAGGCCAAGGCCAACGGGCUCUCGGACCCGGGCCCGCUGGCCGACUUCCGAGAGCCUGCCGUGCGCUCCCGCCUCAUCGUCUACCUGGCGCUGCUGGGCUCUGAGAACCGCGAGGCCGCCGGCCGCUUGCACCGCCUGCUGCCCCAGGUGGACUCGGUGCUCCAGAGUCUGCACACCGCCCGGGCCGAGGGCGCGGAGGACGAGGACGGCGUGGACGCCGAACAGGAUGGCUCCGGGCCGGAAGGCGGCGGCGCCGAGCCCCGGGCGGGCAGCGCACUGAGUCUCCGGGCCCAGGAGGAGUUGCUGCUGCUCUUCACCAUGGCCUCGCUGCACCCGGCCUUCUCCUUCCACCAGCGGGUCACCCUGCGGGAGCACCUGGAGCGACUCCGCACGGCGCUGCACCCCGACCCCACGGACGCCGAGGAAGAGCCGGACCACUUUGCCGACCCUCGGACUCAGAGUGACUCUGCUCACGGUGACUACCUACACAGUCACAAGACCAGUGUUGUAGAAGAGGCCCUGGUACCUCAUGAUGGACUGCCUCUGGCACCUCACAGAGCCCAGCGAGAAGCUGUACACAUUGAGAAGAUAAUGCUGAAAGGAGUCCAGAGGAAAAGGGCUGACAAGUAUUGGGAAUAUACCUUCAAAGUGAAUUGGUCUGAUCUUUCAGUAACAACAGUAACAAAAACCCACCAAGAACUACAAGAAUUUCUACUGAAGCUUCCAAAGGAAUUGUCUUCAGAGACUUUUGACAAGACCAUCCUAAGAGCCCUGAACCAGGGUUCCCUGAAAAGGGAAGAACGGCGCUAUCCUGAUCUCGAGCCCAUCCUAAGGCAACUUUUGUCAACUUCAUCACAAGCUUUCCUCCAGAGUCAGAAAGUACACAGCUUUUUUCAGUCCAUAUCAUCCGAGUCUUUGCACAAUCUCAAUAACUUACCAUCUUCUCUGAAGUCGUGUAAGAUAGUAGAACAUCUGAAAGAAGACAGCUCAGAAGCUUCGAGUCAGGAAGAAGAUGUGUUGCAGCACACCGUAAUACACAGGAAGCAUGCCGGGAAGGGCCCCAUUGUGAACACUAUUGGGACAAGUUGUUCUCCUCGGGGUGGGUUGGCCAUACAAUAUCCUGAGCAGAAUGGCAUCAUCGAUUGGAGGAAGACAAGUUAUACCACCUCACAGCCCCCAGAGCACUCUGUGACCUUAGCCGACCAGCAUUCCGCUGACAAAUGGAGCUUAUCUUCCAUAAAUAAGAAGAAAGGAAAGCCGCAAAUAGAAAAGGAGAACAUUCAGAAAGUGGAGACCAGAUUGACUAGUAGAAUAAAUGGCAUUCGACUCUCCACUGCUCAGCAUGCCCAGGAUGGCUCUGGGAAAGAUGUGAAUUUGGACGUUGGAUCUGGACAUGAAACAUGUGGGGACACCUCUUCAGAUACUUACAGCUCUCCAUCUAGCCCACGGCAUGACGGAAGAGAAAGCUUUGAGAGUGAAGAAGAAAAAGACAGAGAUACAGACAGCAACUCGGAGGACUCUGGGAAUCCAUCCACCCCCAGGUUCACAGGCUUUGGUUCUGCCAACCAGACCAUCCCAGUCAAGCCCCCUGUGCCAGUGGCUUCCCUAGGAACUGAAAACGGAAACCUUGUGGAAGGUCCCUUGAACUCGCCCAAGUAUCCGCAUAUUUCUUUUAUGCCAACUUUACACUGUGUCAUGCACAAUGGUGCCCCAAAACCCGAGGGGGUGCUCCCUCCACCCAAAUCUGUGGAUGGCAAAACAAUAGGAAUGCUAGUUCCUAGUCCUGUUGCUCUUUCUGCGAUUCGGGAGUCGGCAAAUCCUAGCCCUGUCGGGCUGCUCGGGCCAGUGGUGCCUACUGGAGAGUCGGACAAGCAGCUGGAAUUACUGGCUUCCCCAUUGCCUCUUCCGUCCACGUUCCUUCCACACGGUAGCGCUCCCGCUCUGCACCUCACUAUCCAGAGGCUCAAAAUGCCGCCGCCACAAGGUUCUUCUGAGGGUUGUGCUGUGAACCUCCCACAGCAGCCCGCUGGGAGUCUGAGCGUCGCAUCACCGAACACUGCCUUCAUUCCUGUCCAUAACCCAGGUAGUUUUCCAGGGUCACCUGUGGCUACCACGGACCCCAUCACAAAGCCUGCAGCCCAAGUGGUAGGACUCAAUCAAAUGGUGCCUCAAGUUGAGGGAAACGCAGGGACAGUCCCUCAGCCUCCUAAUGUGAAGGUCGUGCUCCCAGCAGCGGGCCUUGCAGCUGCUCAGCCAGCAGCUUCCUACCCUUUACCUGGCUCGCCCCUUGCUGCCAGCGUGUUACCCAACCAGAGUUCCAAUGUGCUAAACACGGCAGCCGCUUCCGCCCAGCCCGCGAGUGCAGGCCUCAGCCAGGUGCAGCCGACCAUCCCUCCCGCAGUUCCCACCCACACCCCUGGCCCUGCCCCGAGCCCGAGCCCUGCCCUGACACACAGCACUGCGCAGAGCGACAGCACGUCCUACAUCAGUGCUGUGGGCAACACGAACGCAAAUGGGACAGUACUGCCACCGCAGCAGAUGGGCUCGGGUCCUUGCGGUUCCUGCGGGCGAAGGUGUAGCUGUGGGACCAAUGGGAACCUUCAGCUCAGCAGUUACUAUUAUCCUAAUCCAGUGCCCGGACCAAUGUACCGAGUCCCAUCCUUCUUUACUCUGCCGUCCAUUUGCAACGGCAGCUACCUCAACCAAGCACAUCAGAGCAAUGGAAACCAACUUCCUUUCUUUCUGCCUCAGACGCCAUAUGCAAACGGGCUGAUGCAUGACCCAGUCAUGGGGAGCCAAGCCAACUAUGGCAUGCAACAGAUGGCGGGAUUUGGGAGAUUCUAUCCUGUAUACCCAGCAUCCAGUGUAGUUGCCAACACCAACGGUUCAGGCCCCAAGAAGAAUGGGAACGUGUCCUGUUACAAUUGUGGUGUAAGCGGGCACUAUGCACAGGACUGUAAGCAGUCGUCCAUGGAUGCCAACCAACAAGGCACUUACAGACUGAGAUACGCACCUCCCCUCCCCCCUUCUAGUGAUACGUUGGAUUCUGCAGACUGA